This is a messenger RNA of Eupeodes corollae, 2934 nucleotides long. RefSeq names its product mucin-2 (gene Tgi). Gene Ontology annotation, biological process: negative regulation of DNA-templated transcription. The record is from RefSeq and is a predicted model, not a curated record. The transcript has 3 exons. Gene Ontology annotation, molecular function: transcription coactivator binding. Lineage: Eukaryota; Metazoa; Arthropoda; Insecta; Diptera; Syrphidae. Bases 457 to 1893 code for a protein of 478 amino acids.
UUCGUUAAGUUUUGCUUUUGCUACAUGUAAACUUGGAGUUAACCUCGUUGUCGUCGCUUUCGUCGCUGUGCCCUUAUCGAAAUCGAUCACAAGCUUAGAUUUUGAAGAAGUUUUAUUUUAAAACCUUUAAUCCUUUAACAAAGUUUGUUCUGCAAUAUUUUGUGUGUGCUUAAGUUAGCAACAAAUAAGAUCGUGUAAGACAACGAAAAUCAGUGUAAUUAUAAAUUAAGUUCACUUUUUAUUCGAGGUUAUUAGUUAAUCGAUCACUUGCAUGAUUAAAGUCUCUUAGUGUGAACGUAGGUUUAUGACUUGUUUCAUAUUUACUCAAGAAAAUGAAAGUAAUGAAAUAAGUGUGCGAAAAUAUUUCAAAAACAAGUGGGUGUUUUUUCUUCUAUGUUGAUAUUAAAAUUUGAUAGAUAAAAAUAAAACAAAAAAGUGUGUGUUACCCCUUAAACUAUGGAAUACCUUCGUAUAUUAAAUGCCUUCGAACAAACCUACUACAAUCGGAUUAAAGAAAUCGAAAGGGUUGCAGCCGCCGCUGCGGGCUCUAACCAUCGACUUAGGAGUAUGACCACCAGCAAUAGCAGCCCCAUGAGCAGCAGUGGAAGCAGCAGCAGUAGUUCCAGCAGCAGCAGCAGUAGCAGCAACAGCAGUCCGCCGAAUCAUAACAUGACAAUAAAUAAUCCCUAUCAUUACCAACAUCUUCAACACCCGCAUCAUCAUCCGGCCAAUCGUUCCCAUUUAAAUGGUCACCAUCAUAGCAAUGCAACAAAUGUCGCAAAUAGUUUACUCUGGCAGCCUUGGAGGGAUUUCACAUCGUCAGCAGCGGUUGCAGCUGCUGCAGCAGCCCAUCAUCAUUUUUACCAACAGCAUCAGCAUCAUCACCAGCAAAUUCAACAACAACAACAGCAACAGCAGAGUUUGCAAAAAGAAUCCCGCUUAACUGCCAAAGAACUUCCCACCACAAAAUGGCGUCGUGAUCGUCGAUUGCGUGCAGCAUCAGAAUAUCAACAUUCGUUGUCAUCACAAAACACCCCAUCGGUGGUGGCCUCUCCACCGGCAUCGCCACCAAUGAUGGUCGCCCAACAGCCACCGACUACCCUUAGGCCGCUGUGCGAGUCUACAAAUCGAACAACAUUGCCAAUUAUUGAAAGCCCCAUUGAUAUGUCUGUGACAUCGACAACAAUGAAACCAAGAGCAUCACCCCCACCCCCAUACAGGGAACCGCUGCCGGGCUCAACAUUUGCCACAACACUUGCUCGUCCGAGUGUUAUAACACAAGCGCCACCAAAACGUGGCGAUUCACGUGACAGUAUUUUAAUCUCAAAUCGAGAAAAUGACAAUCAAAGUACUGAAUCUAUAUCGAUGUGUGAAACCGUGAUAGAUGAACAUUUCCGUCGCUCUCUAGGACCUGAUUAUGUGGCUCUCUUCGGGAAGAAGUCCCCAGUUCCAUCGACGCCCUCGCCUACACCAACUCCAACUCCACCACCACCGUCGUCAUCGUCGUUGUCAAACCCUCAACAUAUGCCACCAAUGGCUUCAGUUGCACCAACUUUACUACAUCAGCCCGUAGAACUUAAUCUAACUUCACCAACUCCCCCAGCUGCAUCGGCAGUUCUGCCUCAGGCUUUGACCACCAAACCCAUCAUGAGCCCAGUUAGUCCACCUGAAGAACAAUCACCACCACCAACUCAUGUGGCAGCAGCAACUCGAGCUGAAUCACCAACUAUGGUAGUAGCAUCCGCUCCUCCAUCAACCAACAUUGAAACAACAUCCUCAUCCAAAUCAACAACAUCGACACGUUCAUCAACGCCAUCUGUUGAUGAUCACUUUGCCAAGGCAUUGGGCGAUACAUGGAAAAAACUGCAGGCAGACAAAGAACAAAGAAAUUAAAUUCUAUUUUAUUUAAAUUUCGUAAAUUCUCUUAUUAUUAUUGUUAAGAUGAACAAUCAAAAUAUACUUGAUGGUUUUUAAUUUGUGAAACUAAUAAUAUUAAACACUAUUUUUAACCUAUUACAUGGCAAAAAAGAUCUCAAGACAAAAAUUACAAACAAAAAUAUUUAAUGUUUAGUGAUAAAAGUUUAUAUUUUUCGGAUAUAAGAAGGGAAUGCGUUACAUUAUUAAAAAAAUCUAACAAUAAUAACAAAAACAAAACUAAACAGGUGAAUGUGCAUAAACAAAUAUGCAUAAGGAAUAUGUCAAUUUGAAAAUCAAUUAAAAUUGUUAAUUUAUUGUUCGAAAUUAAAAUUCAAAGAUGACUUUUUAGAAAUGUUAAUGUUUUUGAAAACAAAUAAGAAGAAAAAAGCAAAGAGUUUUGAUAAGAAAAUAAAAAGAAUAUUUUGUUUAAUUACUUUAAAACUUAAUCACAAUUGUAUUUUUCAAACUUGCACAUUUUGUGUCGCUAAAAUACAUUUUAAAAUAUUGUAUUGUAAAUUAUGAAUUAAAAACAAAAACAAACACAUAACCUAACUCUCUUAUUUUGUAAUAUUUUAUUAAUUUAUAAAACUCUGUUAAUUUAAAAAACAAAAAAAAAUAAUAACUGACAAAAAUAUUUAACUUUGUGUAUUUUUAUUUUAAGACGGCCAAUGAAUUCCUAUUAUUUUAUAUAUAAAUAAUUUUCAAAUAAAACAAAAGAAAUAUUAUUUUAAAUAAUAUUAAUCUUAUAAUUUGCUUUUAAACACACAUAUUUUAUUUUUCUUUGGAUUAAGUGCGGUUUUUAGUGAGUGUUUUAUUCUUAUUCUUAUUGUUUUUUUUUUUCGUUCUCCGUUUCUUUAUUUGGUUUUUAAUUUGAUUUUUCUUUAUUUUUAGUAUUUUUUUUCCUUAUUUUCGCAUUUUUUUGUAAUUUAGAAUAUUUCAAUUACUAUAUACUUAAUUGUAAUGUUUAUAAUAUAUUAUGACAACAAAUAAUUAUAUAUAAAUUUAAUUUUAGAUUUA